AUGGCGGUGGUCCUCGCGUGGCUCAACGCCAGGGUCGUCGACCCCCUGCUGCAGGUCAUCCAGAGGGGCGCGGAGCCGAAGCAGCUGGCCUUCUCCGCCGCGCUCGGCGUCACCAUCGGGGUCUUCCCCAUCUGCGGGACCACGGUUAUUAUCGGUGGACUUGCUGUGGCGAUGUUAGGAGCUCGUUGCAAUGCCGUUACUGUCAUGGUUCUCAAUUUAGCUGCUACUCCUCUUGAGCUAAGCUUGAUCAUUCCUUUCUUACGUUUGGGAGAAAUAGUCACGGGCGGUGAGCACUUCCCCUUGACAUCUGAUGCAUUCAAGAUGGUCCUCACAGGCCACGCCUCAAAGGACGUGCUACUCAGCAUUUUUCACGCGAUUCUUGGCUGGAUGGUUGCUGCACCGUUUGUGAUGGCUGGGCUGUACACCUUGUCCGUCCCUUGUUUCAAGUACCUGGUCGGCAGCAACAUGGAACAUCUGCAAUGCACAGGAGUUUGGACGAGCCUGACUUGCGUCUCUGAAGCUGUUCCAUGUUGCACGCUAUUCUGGAGCAAUAACCACGCCAUGACUACAUUGUGCAUUCUGGAGCAACAACCAUGCUUUGAGAGCUCGUGCUUCAUCGGUUGGUCGGUUCUUCGAAAACAUGUAAAUCCUCUGAGCAACUCGCCGUUAAGAAAGUCAUUCUGCAUAAGUAUGUGA
Molecule: messenger RNA, 696 nt
Organism: Triticum turgidum subsp. durum (durum wheat)
Lineage: Eukaryota; Viridiplantae; Streptophyta; Magnoliopsida; Poales; Poaceae
Source: the annotation of a GenBank genome assembly